Benincasa hispida (wax gourd) is the source of this 474-nucleotide messenger RNA. Lineage: Eukaryota; Viridiplantae; Streptophyta; Magnoliopsida; Cucurbitales; Cucurbitaceae. The record is from RefSeq and is a predicted model, not a curated record.
AUGACGGAUGUGAAACCAAUGCUCUCACCAAUUGUCCAAGGUAGGAAAUUAUCAAAGACAGAUGGACAGCCACUCUCUGAACUUUACAUAUAUCGCAACACCAUCGGCGCCCUUCAGUACUUAACUCAUAUACGGUCGGACAUCACCUAUGUUGUCAACCAACUGAGUCAAUUUCUUCAAACUCCAACUGAUGUCCAUUGGCAGGCAGCUAAGAGAGUUAUUUGCUACAUCAGUGGCAUAAAACACUAUAGGCUUUACUUUCAACCGAGCCAUAAUCUAAAUGUCUCUGCCUACUCAGAUGCUGAUUGGGUAUCCAAUCUUGAUGACAGAAAAUCAGUGGCUGCCUAUUGUACCUUUGUAGGAAACAACAUUGUAUCAUGGUCCUCAAGGAAGCAAGCAGUGGUUGCAUGGUCGAGUACAGAAUCUGAAUACAGGGUACUCGCUCAUGCUACAUCUGAAGUCCUCUGGCUUUAA